Molecule: messenger RNA, 269 nt
Organism: Exaiptasia diaphana
Lineage: Eukaryota; Metazoa; Cnidaria; Anthozoa; Actiniaria; Aiptasiidae
Source: RefSeq, a predicted model, not a curated record
GUUAUGAUGUCUUUGCGAUUCAGUUUUAUGGAGAGUGUUGGUCAGGACCUGAUGCAGGUUUAACCUAUGAUGAGUACGGACCAUCUCCCGAUGGGUGUGUCAAUAGUACUGUGGGGGCUGACUAUACUAACUUUGUAUACAGAUUUCAAGCCUUGCCAUGAGUUCACCAGUCCUGGCGCCGAGAAGAUUUUGCUCGUGUCCUCAUGUUUUGUUGUCAUAUGUUGUAAAAGACUAAUAUGAAGUAAAAUCUCAGUAUUGUUUCUUGACUA